AUGGCCAAACCAUCGGAGCGGCAACCGUAUCUUGGUCUGACUGGGAAACGGUUGCUUUUCUGGAUCACUUUUGCCUGCAGUGUUGAUAUGCUCAUGUUCGGCUACGAUCAGGCCGUCUUCAGCGGAGUCAUCGUGACUGAUAACUUCCUCGAGCUUCAUGAUCUGGUAGGACCUGAAAAGACAACGGUUCUCUCCACCCUCACUGCUAUCUAUGAUAUCGGUUGCUUCCUCGGUGCCAUCAUUGCAUUUACCGUAGGAGAGCGUCUGGGACGGAAGAGAUCUAUCAUUUCAGGCACAGCCAUCAUGGCCAUUGGCGCCGUUAUCAAAACUUCCUCCUUCUCCCUUGAGCAAAUGUUUGUCGGUCGCAUCAUCCUUGGCAUCGGAAACGGUAUCAAUACCGCCACUGCCCCGAUAUGGCAAACGGAAACCUCUCCACCUCACUUGCGAGGGAAACUUGUCAUGUUCGAAAUGAUGAUGAAUAUAGCCGGUUUUUCUCUUUGCAACUGGAUCAAUUAUGGGCUAUCAUACGCCGGUGGUGCAGUUGCCUGGAGAUUCCCUCUCGCAUUCCAGUUUGUGUUCAUAAUCGCUCUCUUCACUACUGUUCCGUGGCUUCCAGAGUCCCCCAGAUGGCUGUACCAUCAUGGUAAAGACAGUGAAGCCAUAGACGUUUUAGCUCGCCUCCAGGAUAAGGGCAUCAGCGACCCCUUUGUCGUUGCUCAGCAAGAGGAAAUCAAGUAUGGCAUUAAAUACGAGAAAGAGCACCAAAUUCGGUGGAGAGAUCUCUUCAAAAACAAGACAACCGAGGACACAAAGCCACUCCGCCGCCUUCUUCUGGGUGCCGGCACACAGUUCAUUCAGCAAUUUGAAGGUAUCAAUAUCAUGUCUUACUAUCUUCCAACUGUACUCAUCACGGCCGUUGGUUUGUCCAAUGAGCUAGCUCGAUUAUUGACGGCCGUCAACUCUGUGACCUAUCUAAUCUUUUCGUGUGUAUCCAUUCCUCUCGUGGAGAAAUGGGGCCGCCGUGGGCUGAUGCUCGUCUCAACUGCCGGACAAGGUUUUGCCUUUCUUGUUAUCACUGUGCUCCUCCGCUACGGAAGUCCACCCUCUGGCAAUACUAAGGCAGCCGAGGCAUCUAUCUUCUUCUUCUUUUUCUACUACAUUGCCUUUGGUGUUGGUAUGCUUGGAAUUCCCUGGCUGUAUCCUACCGAGAUCAACUCCAUCUCUAUGCGAACCAAGGGCGCUGCUGUGGCGACGGCGACCAACUGGCUUACCAAUUUCGUCAUCGUUGAAAUCACUCCCAUAGGCAUCCAAAAUCUUGGAUGGAAAUUCUGGAUUGUUUUCACCGUCUUCAACACCGCUUUCAUGCCCGUCAUAUACUUCUUCUAUCCGGAGACUGCAAACCGUACCCUCGAGGAUCUGGACGAAUACUACCGAAGUAACCCUCCUCUCAUUAUUGUGGGCGACAAGGAUGCCACGUCCAGCAAGCGCCCCCUCAAGUAUAUAGAGAGAGAAGAGUCUCAUGUUCGUGAUGCCGCAUCGACUGCUGUUGAUGCAACCGCCGGGCCAAAGGACAUUAUUCUUGGGAGCGAGCACCAUGAGUGA
This is a messenger RNA of Clonostachys rhizophaga, 1602 nucleotides long. NCBI's taxonomy places the organism in Eukaryota, Fungi, Ascomycota, Sordariomycetes, Hypocreales, Bionectriaceae. The record is from the annotation of a GenBank genome assembly.